Molecule: messenger RNA, 1940 nt
Organism: Linum tenue
Lineage: Eukaryota; Viridiplantae; Streptophyta; Magnoliopsida; Malpighiales; Linaceae
Source: the annotation of a GenBank genome assembly
CAGCCCAAAUCUGACCAAACUGGAGGCGAAAAAGGUUGGGCCUGGUCUCAUUGAUCUGAAAACUGGUCUAGGCGCAGCCAUAUCUGAAUCUUCCAUCCUCAUUGGCGGUUCGAUCAGCAAUUGCGAUAUUCGGUACAUCUCUCUUUUCUAUCUAUCUAUCUUUCUAUCUCCUCCAGCUUGACCAAGGAGGAUCGGUGACCGCAGAAGAAGCUUCAGCUGCUGAGGAAGAUCGAAAAUGGCAGCUACACUUUCAGGCGUCGGAAUCGGAUUACGGCCAUCCACAUCUUCUUCUACUCAUAAACAUUCCCAGCACGCGCAGAGAAGAAACUGGAGAUCGUCCGUUAAAAUGACGGUCUCCAUCGAAGAGAAAAAGCAGAAGAAAUUCUCCCUCCAGAAAUCUGAAGAAGCCUUCAAUGCUGCCAAGGAGUUAAUGCCAGGAGGUGUUAAUUCACCAGUCCGUGCUUUCAGAUCUGUUGGCGGGCAACCAAUCGUGUUUGAUUCUGUAAAGGGCUCUCACAUGUGGGAUAUAGAUGGAAAUGAGUAUAUUGACUAUGUUGGUUCUUGGGGGCCAGCCAUUAUCGGCCAUGCCGAUGAUAAGGUGAUUGCAGCGCUGACUGAAACCAUGAAGAAAGGGACAAGCUUUGGCGCCCCUUGCCUCCUAGAGAAUGUUCUAGCAGAGAUGGUGAUCAAAGCAGUGCCUAGCAUUGAAAUGGUGCGAUUUGUCAACUCGGGCACUGAAGCAUGCAUGGGUGCUCUUCGCCUUGCUCGUGCCUUCACUGGCCGAGAGAAGAUCAUCAAGUUUGAUGGCUGUUAUCAUGGGCAUGCUGAUCCAUUUCUUGUGAAGGCGGGAAGUGGUGUUGCAACCCUAGGGCUGCCAGACUCCCCUGGGGUCCCCAAGGCGGCCACAUAUGAAACCCUGGUUGCGCCCUUCAACGACCUUGCAGCAGUGGAAAAACUCUUUGAGGCCAACAAAGGAGAGAUUGCUGCCCUUAUUCUGGAACCUGUUGUUGGAAACUCGGGUUUCAUUCCUCCUAAACCUGACUUCCUCAAUGCCAUCCGCAAGAUUACCAGAGAGAAUGGUGCCCUUCUCAUGUUUGAUGAAGUCAUGACUGGAUUCCGCUUGUCAUAUGGUGGGGCACAGGAGUAUUUCGGGAUUACUCCUGAUAUAACGACGCUUGGGAAGAUUAUUGGCGGCGGGUUGCCUGUUGGUGCAUAUGGAGGAAGAAGGGAAAUCAUGGAGAUGGUUGCACCAGCAGGGCCAAUGUACCAAGCUGGGACCUUGAGUGGUAACCCAUUGGCAAUGACCGCAGGUUUGCACACUCUAAAGCGGUUGCAGGAACCAGGAAGCUAUGAGUACUUGGACAAGAUCACGGGUGAACUCGUUCAAGGCAUUCUUGAAGCUGGCAAGAAGGCUGGGCAUGCAAUGUGUGGUGGCCACAUAAGGGGAAUGUUUGGUUUCUUCUUCACAGAAGGACCAGUUUACAACUUCGAUGAUGCAAAGAAAAGUGAUGCUUCAAAGUUUGCCAGGUUCUAUCAAGGGAUGUUAGCUGAAGGGGUGUACUUUGCACCUUCACAAUUCGAGGCUGGGUUUACUAGCCUGGCACAUACUGGUGAAGAUAUCCAACGUACCAUAGAGGCUGCUGAGAAAGUUUUGAAACAGAUUUAAGUUUAUGAGAGUCCCCUUACCCUCCCUGGUCUUUUGUAUCUCAGAGAAGUUUGAUUUAGGCUGUCUGUGUUUUGGCUUAUUUUUCACUUGUACCACUCAUUCCUUGUUGGAGAUGGAAGAACCGAAUGCAUUAGCCUCUUGUAACUGAGUUCUAGCGAUCUUGUCUCUUUUUCCCUUGUAAAAUAUGGAAUUCAGUUAAGGAAUCUUUAUUCUAGCACUCUCAGUUGUCCAUAUUUGUGUGAUGGAGCAAGAUGACCAUUUUUCUUCAUUUGCA